Messenger RNA from Pseudonaja textilis, 1999 nucleotides. Lineage: Eukaryota; Metazoa; Chordata; Lepidosauria; Squamata; Elapidae. The record is from RefSeq and is a predicted model, not a curated record.
AUGAUAGAAGCAGUAUCUCAUGAAGAAUUGUCUGAAGUAUCUAGUCCUGAAGAACAUCAAGAAGUGAAGGAACUAUAUCAGCCACUAAAAGUUUACUUGAGAGUUCGGCCCUUCUCAAAGGCAGAGCUUGAAAAUAAUGAAAACCAGGACUGCUUAAUUAUUGAAAAUCAAGAAACAGUAACACUCCAGGCUCCAAAAGAAUUGGCACAAAUAAAAACUAAUGAAAAGAAGAUUGGACAUUCUGCACAUCAAUUUACCUUCACAAAGGUUUUUGGACCAGAUACAACGCAAAAUGAUUUUUUUGAAGGCACAAUGAAGGACAUUGUAAAAGCUUACCUUGAAGGAAGAAAUGGGCUUGUUUUUACUUAUGGCGUUACUAAUGCAGGCAAAAGUUUCACUGUCCAAGGUUGUCCAAAAGAUGGCGGCAUUCUUCCUCGUUCCCUUGAUAUGAUCUUUAAUCAUAUAAAAGGAAGACAGUAUUCGAAGAUGAAUUUAAAACCUUGCUUCAGUAAUUUUACCAAAAGGCUAAAUGAUAUGCAAGUUAAGCAAGAAAAAUCCAUGAAAGCUGCACUUCUUUUUUCUUUGAAAGAGGAAACUGAAAAUAUUUGGAAACCUUCAGAUUCAAUGUCAUAUUGCUACAACUCACCAAACCUUCCUUUGGACCAGUUAGAUUACAAGACUGAAUCUGUAAAAUCAGAGGCUUACACCAUUGGUCAGAAAACCUUGGCAUCACUUUGGGUUUCCUUCUUUGAAAUUUAUAAUGAAUAUAUUUAUGACUUACUGGACUUACUACCAGUCUUGAAAAAUCAGAAGCGUAAAGUUUUAAGAAUCUGUGAGGAUCAAGGAGGAAACUUUUACAUUAAAGAUUUAAAAUGGGUCAAUGUUUCAAAUUCAGAAGAGGCUUGUAAAAUACUUAAAAUAGGAAACAAGAAUAGAAGCUUGGCAUGCACCAAGAUGAACCAGCAAUCUAGCCGAAGUCAUAGUAUAUUUUCUAUUCGACUCCUCAGUUUGAGUGAUGAAGAUGUGCCAUGUACUCUUGGAAUCUCUGAACUUUCUCUCUGUGACCUGGCUGGUUCAGAAAGAUGCCAUAAAGCUCAAACCUUUGGAGACAGACUGAAAGAAGCUGGCAAUAUUAAUAAUUCUCUUCUUAUUCUUGGAAAAUGCAUUGCAGCUCUAAAACAAAAUCAAAACACAAAAUUAAGGCCAACUUAUAUUCCUUUCCGAGAGAGCAAACUGACUCGUCUCUUCCAACCAUUUUUCUGUGGUAAAGGCAAAGCCUGCAUGAUUGUCAACGUUAGUCAAUGUGCUUCCACAUAUGAUGAAACACUUCAUGUAAUGAAGUUUUCUGCUGUAGCAAAACAAGUUAUUCCAACAUUUCAACACAAACUCUUCGAUUAUUUUCCUCCAAAGUACAGCAGAAGAGAAGAUAAACCUACAGUGCAUUUUGAUGAUGCAUCAAUUGAGACAUUUCCCACUUAUGCCAACAUUCCCUCUUCCUCUGAAGAUGAGGAAAUAGAUAUUACUAUUCUGAGCCACGAGGAUCUCUUGAAAACCACAGAGAUGCUAAAGAGUAAACUGAUUGCCGAGAAACAAAGCAAAUUACUUCUUGAAGUCGAAAUACGCAAAGAGAUGGCCAAAGCAAUGUUUCAGCAACUUAUGGAAACAGAAGAAGCUUGGAGUAAACGCUUAGAAGACUUGAAAGAAAGUUAUGAAGAAAAACUGGAGAAUAAAUUUGUAAUGUAUAAAGAUGCCAUAAAGAAGCAUGCAUAUACAUGUGCAAUGGAUCAAGUUGAAGAACGUUAUGUUCCAAUAGACGAAUUCAUAGCUGAACAAGAAAAGGUUCAGGAAAGAGAAAUGAAAAUACUAGAGCUGAAACUAAAACUUGGAGAACAAAAUAGUCUGCCUUUGGAAAUUCCCGGUUCAAACUCUACAGAAUGGAAUCUAGUUAAUAAAAUCACUGAAAUUGAAAAUUCAGAAGUUAAAUGAAAUGUUGCAAGAU